Messenger RNA from Amborella trichopoda, 1856 nucleotides. Its product is annotated as alpha-1,3-arabinosyltransferase XAT2. Gene Ontology annotation, molecular function: glycosyltransferase activity. Lineage: Eukaryota; Viridiplantae; Streptophyta; Magnoliopsida; Amborellales; Amborellaceae. The record is from RefSeq and is a predicted model, not a curated record.
AGGUGGAAGUAAUUAGACUCAGGGGUUUUGAGUUGCAGAGAGCAAGAAAGGAGGAAGACACUCUAGUAGAAGGGAGAAAAAAUGAAGUUGUUCAGUUUGGCAUUGGUUUUGUGCUUCUUCUUCUCUCUCUUCGCCUUCUCUCUCCUCAGGCCGCACUCUUGCCCGGCGCCCAACGUGGGAUCGUUGAAUCUAAAGGUACCCAAGAGGGCUGGGCUCAAUAUGGCGACGAAGGACGUCCAGAUUUCUGAAUCAGGUAGUCCAGCUCAAGAGGAUGAGGAUGACGAAGACGAAGAUAGCAAACCUAUAUGCCAUGUAUCUAACCCAAGAUCAGAGUACUGUGAAAUCUUAGGAGAUAUAAGAAUUCACCCCAACUCAUCCACCCUCUUCUUCAUCACCCCUCCUGCACCUGCCGAAGAAAGAAAAUCAUGGAAGAUCCGACCUUAUGCUCGCAAAGCCGACCCUAUUGCAAUGCAAGCUGUAAAGGAGAUAUCCAUUAAGCGUCGAGACACUGCUGAAGAAACCCCAGAUUGCUCAAUAAACCACACUUCUCCAGCCAUAGUCUUCUCAAUCGGGAGUUACACAGGUAACCUCUUCCAUGACUUCACUGAUGUGCUUGUUCCCCUGUUCUUGACAUCUCGUCACUACCAUGGCCAUGUCCACUUCCUAGUCUCAGACAUUAAACCAUGGUGGAUCAGUAAAUAUAGUGCUAUCCUGUCUCACCUCUCUAACCGUGUUGUUAUCGACUUGGAUCAUGACAAAAGCACACAUUGUUUUCCAAAAGCGCAAGUUGGUCUUGAAUUUCACAAGGAAUUUGGAGCAGAUCCUCAAAUGACCCCAGAGAAAUACUCCAUAAGGGACUUCAUGGCACUACUAAGAGAAGUUUAUUCACUAGGGAGAAAAAAUAUAAGCUCAAACAAAAUCGAGAAGAGAGCGAUGAAUGUUCUUCCAGCCAAGAUUAGCACAAUAUCAAAUGGGUCCCUCAUAAAAAGGAAACCAAGGCUCUUGAUCAUAUACAGGAAAAGGACGAGGAAAUUCCUAAACUUUCCUGAAAUAGUGGAAUUGGCAAAGUCAGUAGGCUACGAUGUGGUAAUCGGGGAUGCCGAGUUCGGUACAAACAUGACUGGGUACGCAGGUUUAGUGAAUUCAUGUGAUGUGAUGAUGGGUGUUCAUGGAGCUGGCCUAACAAACAUGGUUUUUUUACCUUUGGGGGCUGUGGUGAUUCAAAUUAUCCCCCUUGGAGGGCUACAGUGGGUGGGUAGGACUAGCUUUGGGGAACCUGCCCAUGAUAUGAAGUUACACUACAUCGAGUACCAAAUCCAACAAGAGGAGAGCUCACUCAUAGAAGAAUAUCCACAUAACGAUCCCGUAUUGGUCGAUCCUGCUUCCAUACAUAAACAUGAUUGGCUUUCCCUUAGGUCUAUCUACCUUGAAAAACAAAAUGUGAAGCUUGAUUUGGGUAGGUUUAAGAGGGUUUUACAAGAUGCCCUACAUAUUCUUUACGAACAAGAUCGAGGACACAUUUUUGAAAUGUCAGCUAUCCAAUCCAAUUCUUCAUGAGCAUGCAUAUUCAUCAGCCAUAAAACUUUUGGGGAUUAAGCUACUUGUUCUUUGAAGACAUUGGGUCGAUGGGUCGUGCUCCUAGGCCUACAUUCCAGCUUCUCACAAUACUUUAGCCAAAGUGUUCGAUGAAUUCCUAUGAGUCCAAUUCAUUAUGAUUACGAGUGAUGAUGAUUUUUGAGAGGGAGGUUUGUAUGGUGACUGGGUCUUUGCCUCAGACCCUAAAAUUUGAGUAGUGCUUGGGUGGGUUGGUGAAGUACAAAUGUUGCAUUUGUUGGUUUAUUUUUUAGUAGGUAGAG